Messenger RNA from Didymodactylos carnosus, 2460 nucleotides. Lineage: Eukaryota; Metazoa; Rotifera; Eurotatoria; Philodinida; Philodinidae. The record is from the annotation of a GenBank genome assembly.
AUGCGUGUCGAAAACCACGUUCACGUGCGCCAUAUAUUACUGUAUCGCUUUGAAAAAGGCAACACAGCUGGUGAAGCUUUUCGCGAUAUCAACGAGCUUUUUGGUGAAGGAACAAUUGGAAGAAGUACGGUCACAGAAUGGUUCCUUCGCUUUAAAAAUGGUGACACAAGCUUGGAAGAUAAACCUGGAAGAGGAAGACCAUCAGAUUUUGACGACCAAGCACUUUUGGAUGUUGUGGAAGAAGACGAAAACCUCACUACCCGAAUUUUGGCCGAAAUGUUUAAUCGACGUUUAUCUGGCUCAGCUCGACCGCCUCCAUGCAGCCAUCCAAGCCAAGAGACCCCGCAAAAAGAACCACAUCGUCUUCCAGCACGACAACGGCAAGCCCCAUGUCGAGCAUCGAGUGAUCGAAUCGAUCGAAGAGAAGGGUUGGGAUCUGCUCCCGUACCCGCCAUACUCUCUCACGGAAGCUCCCUCGGACUACCACGUCAACCGCUCAUUGAAAAACUGGAUGGUGAACAAAUGGCCGGAACAGAAUUAGAUCGACAAAUACAGUUCUAUGAAAGUAUGACGAUGAUUACGGCUUCAGAAUAUGAUCACAAUCCUUUAUCGUUUUGGAAAGAACAACAGGAUAAUUUAACAAUGUUAGCUAGAAUAGCCAAAUCAGUUCUUGCUAUACAAGAAUGUGAUAAUUAUAUUCGAGCAAGUUCGACAAUAAAAGUGGUGUUGGUAAUGUCGGACACAUUCAGUCAAUCAACAGUAGCUCGUCUACAUGAUCUAACCCAGCUCGUAUGCUGUUAUAUUGUUCAUCGUGACAAUACGAAUGAUACCACGUGGACAAACCAAUAUCAGAAAAUCAAGGGUGUGUUCAAUCAUCAUGAUGAAAUAUUGGAGCGAAUCAUUCAAGAUCAAUUUGAUCGUAAAAAGUUGGAAGACAGCACUUCAAUCUCACUGAUACCGAACGAGUCUCAGUCACUUGAGUCGAGAAAUGCUAAUUUUAUGUGGUUUCUACUUUAUGUCGAAGUUCUACUUCGAAUGAAUCAUCCCGAGAAUGCCAAAGAUGAAUUGAUCGAAAUAUGCAAGAAACUAUAUACAGAGAAACCAGAUGAAUUGUCCAAUAUCGAUCGACUUCAACGCGAAUACACAUCCGACAAAGCCAUUUGGUGGUAUACGGAAGAUACAUGUUUCUAUCGUCUUCUCAACAAAGCUCUACGUUGUCGAGAUUUCGACAUGCUCUUUGCGCUUCGUUUCUUUAUCACGGACAUUGCCAGAGAUAUCAAACGCGAACACGAACAAUUCAUUCGUACGAGCACAGUUCGAGAGCCGUUUGAGGUCUAUCGAGGCCAAUUUAUUAGCAGCAGUGAGCUACAGUUGAUGCUCGACAAUGUGGGCGAAUUCGUUUCGAUGAACAGUUUUUUAUCCACCAGUCGCAACCGUAAAACAGCGAUGAGCUUUCUUCGAAAUGUUACGGUAGAGUGCAACAAACGACUUGUUCUCUUAGAAAUUUCCAUCGAUCCACGUUUACCAACAAAGGCAUUUGCCGACAUUAAACAGCUCAGUUCCUUUUCGGCAGAGAAUGAAGUACUUAUUACGUUGGGAGCUCUCUUUCACAUCGAUAAGAUAUUCGAGCAUUCUCAAGAAAGUUUCUGUGUUGUCAAAUUAUCGUUGGCAAGUGACAACGAUUAUCCUUUGAAGAGAAUAUUUGACUAUAUGAAACGAAUGAUCGGCGACGAAAGCACUCUUGAUUCGCUAGGAAAAAUUCUCGAACAAAUGGGCGAGCAUCAGUAUGCGUGUAAAUACUAUGAGCGAAUGAUGCACGAAACUCAAAUGACCCUUGCUAACUGUCAAAUGGGCAUCGGCAGAGCCAUGUACGGCAUUAUGAGUUAUGAAAACGCCUUAAAACACUACGAAAAAUGUUUGAUUAUUCGUGAACGCGAACUGGGCAAGGACCAUGCCCAAGUUGGAAUCAGUUACAGUCGAGUGGGAGCCGCGCUUUGUCGUCAAGGAGAAGUGCGCAAAAGUUUGACUUACUUAGGCAAGGCUAGAGAAAUUCAAGAAAGAGUUCUCCCACCGAACAGUCUCGAACUAGCUGAAACAUAUAAUUCGUUCGGUUUAGCUUAUUUUACAUUGAAUGAACUCAAACAAGCUGCCAGUUACUUCACAAAAGUACUCGACAUUCGCUGCAAAGUUUUGCCGCUCGAUCACUCAGAUAUCGGAUUUGCAUAUAAUAAUUUAGGAAGCGUAUUUGAGCAAGAUCAACAAUACGAGGAAGCACUCGUGUACUGGAAGAAAUCGCUGUCGAUUAGUUCGAAAACAUUGCCACCUACCCAUCCUGAUGUAGAAAAAACUCAAGCGAGUAUUUGCCGAGUAACGGAGGUUUUAAAGGCUGAACAAGAACAGGCAUCACCGACAAAUGAUACAUUGGAUUUUUCAUGGAUAACGUCUCUUGGAAUGGAUUGA